AUGCCCCGUGAAGAGUAUCAAGUCCCCACCGCCAACGCCGGCCAGCGCGGCGGCACCCGAGACGACCACCAAGUCCGUCACGUCAUGUCCUAUAUCUGCGGCGACUGCGGCGGCAGCGUCACCCUCGGAAAGGAUGCCACCGUCGCGUGCCCUCACUGCGCAGGUCGUGUUCUCUACAAGGAGCGCACCAAGCGAAUGGUUCAGUUCGAGGCCCGAUAG
Fusarium fujikuroi IMI 58289 is the source of this 219-nucleotide messenger RNA. Its product is annotated as related to DNA-directed RNA polymerase small Zn-binding chain. Gene Ontology annotation, biological process: DNA-templated transcription. The record is from RefSeq and is a predicted model, not a curated record. Gene Ontology annotation, molecular function: zinc ion binding; DNA-directed RNA polymerase activity; DNA binding. The coding region runs from base 1 to 219 and encodes 72 amino acids. Gene Ontology annotation, cellular component: RNA polymerase III complex; RNA polymerase I complex; RNA polymerase II, core complex. NCBI's taxonomy places the organism in Eukaryota, Fungi, Ascomycota, Sordariomycetes, Hypocreales, Nectriaceae. The transcript is spliced from 2 exons.